This is a messenger RNA of Antechinus flavipes (yellow-footed antechinus), 3383 nucleotides long. It is a transcript of the gene SMOC2, whose product is annotated as SPARC related modular calcium binding 2. The record is from RefSeq and is a predicted model, not a curated record. Gene Ontology annotation, cellular component: basement membrane. Bases 469 to 1818 code for a protein of 449 amino acids. Gene Ontology annotation, molecular function: calcium ion binding; protein binding; heparin binding. Gene Ontology annotation, biological process: extracellular matrix organization. Lineage: Eukaryota; Metazoa; Chordata; Mammalia; Dasyuromorphia; Dasyuridae. The transcript is spliced from 13 exons.
UUUCAGAGAAGAUCUGUCAGAAGUGAAGGAAGUAGAAAAAAGGACUCGGGAGAUAUCUCUCCGUGCCCGGAGGGGGAGGUUAUAAAAUCCAAACAGCAAGGAGGGGGGGGUGGGAAGAGAGAAUAAAGGAAGCAGCAGUUGCAUCUCCCCCACCCCUCCCCCUCAGCCCCUCUCCUCAGCCCAGCCCAAAUUUCAGAGGGGGCAAAAGAAAAAGCAGAUCUCAGCCCUAACCCAGGCGCAGAGGAGGAGGAUCGCUCUCGGUUCCGCUUUCUCUCCAGCCUAGCAAGGAGAUUCGAGAAAAGAAGGAGCCAAGGGGCUUAGGGAAGAGCAGUGAGACCGCCGGGCAAAAGUCUCUCUGUGUUGCACCCUGUCAAGGCCCGUGCGUGCCUUUCUCCCUCUCUCUCUGUGUAUGUGUGUGUGCAUCUGUGCGCGCGUGUCUGUCUGUGUACGUCUCCGCUCCGGAUCAGGAUGUUGUUCCCCAAAGUUUGGUGGCUGCUGCUGCUGCUCCCGGAGUUGCUCCUACUGGUCCCGGCACAGAAGUUCUCCGCUCUCACGUUUUUGAGAGUGGAUCAAGAUAAAGAUAAAGAGUGUAGCCUUGAUUGUGCAGGAUCCCCUCAGAAAUCACUCUGUGCUUCUGAUGGAAGGACUUUCUUAUCCCGAUGUGAAUUUCAACGAGCCAAAUGCAAAGAUCCUCAGCUGGAAAUUGCUUAUCGAGGAAAUUGCAAAGAUGUAUCAAGAUGUGUGGCAGAAAGAAAGUAUACCCAGGAACAAGCACGGAAGGAAUUUCAACAAGUUUUCAUUCCAGAAUGCAAUGAUGAUGGGACAUACAGUCAGGUACAAUGUCACAGUUACACAGGAUAUUGUUGGUGUGUUACUCCCAAUGGACGGCCAAUCAGUGGCACUGCAGUAGCUCAUAAAACACCCCGUUGUCCAGGUUCUAUUACUGAAAAAUUGCCUCAACGAGAGGGCACAGGGAAAACAGUCUCCUUGCAAAUCUUUUCCAUUCUGAAUUCAGAUGAUGCCUCAGCUCCUGCAUUGGAGACUCAGCCUCAAGGUGAUGAAGAGGAUAUUGCUUCUCGUUAUCCUACAUUGUGGACUGAACAAGUCAAGAGUCGACAGAACAAAACCAAUAAGAAUUCAGCAUCAUCAUGUGAUCAAGAACACCAGUCUGCAUUAGAAGAAGCCAAACAGCCUAAAAAUGAUAAUGUGGUUAUUCCUGAGUGUGCUCAUGGUGGUCUCUACAAACCUGUGCAGUGUCAUCCCUCCACAGGAUAUUGUUGGUGUGUCCUAGUAGACACAGGACGCCCCAUUCCUGGUACUUCCACAAGGUAUGAACAGCCGAAAUGUGAUAACACAGCCAGGGCUCACCCAACCAAAACAAAGGAUUUGUACAAGGGCCGCCAGCUCCAAGGUUGUCCUGGGGCCAAGAAGAAUGAAUUCCUGACCAGUGUUCUGGAUGCUUUGUCCACUGAUAUGGUACAUGCUGUUUCUGAUCCCUCUUCCUCAUCAAGCAGACUUUCAGAACCUGAUCCCAGUCAUACUCUAGAAGAGAGAGUGGUCCAUUGGUAUUUCAAGUUACUUGAUAAGAACUCUAGUGGUGACAUCGGCAAGAAGGAAAUCAAACCCUUUAAAAGAUUCCUUCGAAAAAAGUCCAAACCCAAGAAGUGUGUUAAGAAAUUUGUUGAGUAUUGUGAUGUGAAUAAUGAUAAAUCCAUCUCUGUUCAAGAAUUAAUGGGCUGCCUUGGUGUUACAAAAGAAGAAGCUCCUAAAGUCAAUUCUGAAAGUACUUCUAACAGGCAGCCAAAGAAGCAAGGAUGAAUGGCUAUCAUAGCAAGGCAGAACUUCGACAUGUGGGAGAUUCCCUCACCAAAAGGCAAUUAAGAAAAAAAACAACAACCAUAGUAUUUGCACUUUGUACUUUAAAUGUAAAUUCACUUUGUAGAAAUGAGAUAUUUAUGCAGACUUUUAAUCUGUGAAAAUGGAAUGGCUAGUUUCAAAAAAUUAAUCACAUACAAUGUAUGUGUCUUCUUUUGACCUUUGAAAUCUGUACUUGGUGGAGAUGUAUUAAGUUUGCAUUUGAACUUUUUUUUUUAAUUUUAAAGCAUUUUUCUGCAAACAUCAAUGUAGUAGAUACCAUCUUAUUAUAGUAGGUUAUUUUGGUUCUAAUACCAUGCCUCUUUUCCUAACCAGUACAGUCAUUUAACAUAGUUAUGCUGACAAUUUGCUUUAUUGAAAUCUACUGUACUCAUAAUAUUCUUGAAUCAGUGUUGGAAGCUUUAGGUUUCCAAAGAAAGUUUGUAAAAUACCGCUGACUCAGCUUUGCAGUUAUUAAGAAUGAAUUUGUAGCAUAGAGAAGGAUUUAUGUUUUGUUUUGCUUUCCAGAGAUCAUGCUCAUGCAGUGAGCUAUGCAACCACUACAGGAUUCAAACAACUACAUUUAGUACUCUUGUAGGAAAAUAGAUUUUUCUAAACAUUUGCUAUGCACCUUCCAUUGUAAUCAUUUGCUUAAGUUUUGCCUUUGGCUCCAAUUAGUCAUGCAGCAAACUGAGAGAGAGUGAGGUGAAUUGGAGUGUCACUCAGAGUUGUUCCUGCCAAACCCUAGAGCAUGUUCCUACUGCUGUCAGGACUAGGCAGUAAAGAGGUAGAUUUAUUCAGGAUAGUAAAUCUAAUUAUGGAGAGACAAGGCAGGCUAAACAUGCUUGUCUGUCUUGAUUUUUCCUUACACCUGGCAGACCCUCUUCUACCUGAGGCUGCCCUCAGGUCCACUGGAAGGUAAAGCUAUCACCUGAAUAAAUGGUGAACAGUUGCCUCCAUGAGACAUGGCCAGUCAAUGCUUUAGCUAUUGGCCUUGGAAGUCAAGGAAUUCUGAUAGGCUGACUUCCCCUCUCAUACUUCCAAAAAUGCCUCCAGAAAGGAAGAAUUUGCAGGUGAGCUAAGAAUUUUGUGUCUGAUGGGACCCUGAGAGAAAAGAUUCUAGAGUUGAAUACCUAUAGAAUGUAUGUAGCAGAAAUGUCAAACAUCUAUUGGCAUCUCCAAAGCUGGCAGGAGGUUUGGAGGAAAUUUUGCUGCAUUCCAAAAACAUGAAUUUGGGGCAUGACAUGCAAGAAAUGAAUAAUAGUUAGUUGUGAUGCUGUCUAGGCUUGGACUUCUGGUUGGGAAAAAUCUUUAUGGCAAAUCAAAUACUCAUGGAAAAGAACUUGUAUGAAUAUAUUUAAAAUUUGCAAAAAAAUGGAUUGUAAACAUUGGAACAACAGUAAAAAGUACAAAUGUGUUUCAUCUUUGUUUAAAGAAAGGGUUUAAUCCAAAAUUUAUUUGGUAAUCUUUCAUAUUGUUAAACUUUGAAUUUAAUCUUCUUUUUAGAUUAAAACACAAUAUGCUAUCAA